This is a messenger RNA of Impatiens glandulifera, 441 nucleotides long. Its product is annotated as dolichyl-diphosphooligosaccharide--protein glycosyltransferase subunit 4A. NCBI's taxonomy places the organism in Eukaryota, Viridiplantae, Streptophyta, Magnoliopsida, Ericales, Balsaminaceae. The coding region runs from base 155 to 268 and encodes 37 amino acids. The record is from RefSeq and is a predicted model, not a curated record. The transcript is spliced from 2 exons.
UAGAAGGCCCAGUCCACUUCUUAUUGAAGAAGACAAACAAGAGUUAACAAUACAUUCAGAUUUCUCUCUCUCUCUCCUCCGCCUAGUUCGACGCGAUCGCAUUUUCGCCAGUCUUGAGAGCGUAUCAGAUUGCCGCCACAGUCAUCACCACAAGAUGAUUGAUGAUCAGGACUUGGGCUUCUUUGCCAAUUUUCUCGGGAUCUUUAUAUUCGUGCUCGUGAUCGCUUACCAUUACGUGAUGGCUGAUCCAAAUUACGGAGGCAACUGAAACGUGACGAUGACUUUCGACAAACGACAAUAUUAUUACAUUGCUCAUAAACUUUAGACACUUUCUAUUAUAUGAUACCCUAGUUGUGUUUGAGACUCUCUUUUUGUAGUUUUAUCUGAAUUCUCAUUUUUAUUCUAAUAUACAAAAUAAUAAAACAAAAUAUAAUUUAUAUU